Molecule: messenger RNA, 1416 nt
Organism: Lachancea nothofagi CBS 11611
Lineage: Eukaryota; Fungi; Ascomycota; Saccharomycetes; Saccharomycetales; Saccharomycetaceae
Source: the annotation of a GenBank genome assembly
AUGAAGGUCUCUGCUGUCUUAGCCCUCUCCGUGGCUGGCUCCACACUCGUUCAGGCUUUGCCCCACGUCCACAAGAGAGCAAACACCCAAGAAGCGCCUUGCUCCACUGCUCAUGCUCACCGUGCCGGUAAACGUGCCGUUGCCGUUGAGUAUGUGUACCAAACUGUCACUGUUGAUGGCCAGGGCCAAACUAUGAGUUUCCCAACCACUACUUUGACUGGUUCUACCACUGCUGCUGCCAGCAGUGCUUCCUCCUCAGCUGCUGAAACUUCCUCCGUUGCCAGCACUACCUCUUCGGCUGUCGCAUCUUCUGCUUCUCCAUCGUCCGUUGUCAGCACUGCUUCCUCGAGCUCUGCUGUUCAGACUUCUUCGAGCUCCGCUUCGAGUUCGUCAGCUUUCUCCUCUAGUUCUGCUCCUUCGAGUUCUGCUACUUCCAGCUCUGCUACUUCCAGCUCUGCUACUUCCAGCCCUGCUCCUUCGAGCUCUGCUGCCUCGAGCUCUGCUGCCUCGAGCUCUGCUGCUUCGAGCUCUGCUGCCUCGAGCUCUUCCUCUACUUCUAGCGCCACUUCUUCCAAGUCGGCUUCCUCUGGCGGUAUCAACGGCGAUCUGUCUGCUUUCUCUGCUCCAUCUGAAGGAUUCCAAGAUGGUACCAUUGCUUGUAGCGACUUCCCAUCUGGUCAAGGUGUCAUUUCUCUUGACUGGUUAGGAUUUGGUGGCUGGUCCGGUGUUGAAAACUCGGACGGUUCCACCGGUGGUGACUGCAAGGAGGGUGCUUACUGCUCUUACGCUUGCCAAUCAGGUAUGUCCAAGACUCAAUGGCCAUCCACCCAACCUGCCAGUGGUGUCUCCAUCGGCGGGUUGCUAUGUAAGAACGGUUUCCUUUACCGUUCCAACACUAACACUCAAUACUUGUGUGAAUGGGGUAUGGAUAUGGCUGAUGUCGUGUCUGAAUUGGACCAAGACGUUGCUAUCUGCAGAACCGACUACCCAGGUACCGAAAACAUGGUGAUCCCAACUUACGUGCAAUCUGGCUCUACCAUGCCAUUGACUGUUGUUGACGAAGACACCUACUACCAAUGGAAGGGUAUGAAGACCUCUGCUCAAUUUUACGUCAACAACGCUGGUGUUUCUUUGGAAGAUGGUUGUGUUUGGGGUACCUCUGGCUCCGGUGUCGGUAACUGGGCACCAUUGAACUUUGGCGGUGGUUACACUGACGGUAUUGCUUACUUGGCCUUGAUUCCAAACCCUAACAACUACCAAGCUUUGAACUACAACGUCAAGAUUGUUGCUGCUGACUCUAACAGUGUUGUCUUGGGUGACUGCAAAUACGAAAACGGUAAAUACAACAACGGUGGUUCCGAUGGUUGUACUGUUUCUGUCACCAAGGGUAAAGCGAACUUUGUGUUGUACAAUUGA